AAGACAUCAUGGCCUCACUGCAAAGGGCAUGUCAAGUUGGAUACAAACUUAUUCGGCCUGCUGGGCUUCUGGAAAGUUUUAGCAAGCAACUGUAUGUAGCAAGAUGUUUGUCUACAGGUCAGUAUGAGUAUAUUCUCACAGAGACCCGUGGCGAAAAGAAGAAUGUGGGUUUUAUUCAGCUGAACCGUCCUAAAGCUCUGAACGCCCUGUGUGAUGGUCUGAUGAGGGAGGUGGGACAAGCCAUUGAUCAGUAUGAGAAGGAUCCUAAUAUUGCAGCUAUUGUCUUAACUGGAGGAGACAAAGCUUUUGCAGCUGGGGCAGACAUUAAGGAAAUGCAAGACAAAGGCUUCACAGAUGUUUACAAGGGAAACUUUCUCAGUCAUUGGACAAGAGUGGCUGAGUGUAAGAAACCAGUGAUAGCUGCUGUUAAUGGAUUUGCUCUAGGUGGAGGGUGUGAAUUGGCUAUGAUGUGUGACAUCAUCUAUGCUGGAGAUAAGGCACGAUUUGGUCAGCCAGAAAUCAAGUUAGGAACUAUACCAGGGGCUGGAGGCACUCAGAGACUAACUCAGGUGAUUGGCAAAUCAAAGGCUAUGGAAAUGGUCCUUACAGGCAACAUGAUGGUGGCCACCGAAGCAGAGAAAGCAGGUCUGGUAAGUAAAGUGGUGCCACGAGACCAACUGGUUGAUGAGGCCAUCAAGCUGGGAGAACAAAUAGGAACAAUGUCCAAACUGGCUGUGUCCAUGGCAAAGGAGGCUGUCAAUGCUUCUUAUGAACUCUCAUUACAAGAGGGCCUUCGAUUUGAGAAGAAGAUAUUUCACUCAACAUUCGCAACAGAAGACCGUAGGGAAGGAAUGUCUGCAUUUGUGGAAAAGCGUGAUGCCAAUUUUAGUGACAAGUAAACUGUUCAGACAGGGAUGAAGAGGAAUUUGCUUCCAAGAAGAUCAUGAUUUUAUGGUAACAUUGGUAAAGACAAUGAUCAACACACAAACCUGUACACAUCGGACAUGUCAGAGCAGUAAAUGAAGCUGUCAGUUUGUUAGAAUAUCAUCAAAACCGGUGUGUGAAAUGGAUCAUCUUUACUGUGGGAACUUUCCCGAAAGACGUGCAAAAACACAAAUAGCAUAUGUGUGCUUUAUAUUAACCUUGUCAACUCCUUUGUGCCAUAAUAAUUUUCGACAAAUUAUUAAAAAAAAGAAAAAAUCCUGUGAGAAAUUGCUGGUGAUGCUGUGAUGGAGUAAUGGUAAUGCCAAGUCCUAUCUUGGUGGUACAUUUGAAACAAUCAGUCAGUAAAUCAUGCUGAAAACUGAUCAGACAGGGAUAUGUGAAACCAUCUUGACCAGAAUAGGACAGAAUGGGACAGAAGGAUUUUGAAGUUUGCUUCUGUCUGACCUGGUCAGGGGUACAGAGUUAAUCAUUUUGCCUUUCACCUGUUGACGUCUAUAAUGUUCAAGCAGGUUUUCUUGUAACAAGAUUGCCAACAGAUGCUUGCAGCGCACUUUCACCUAUGAACAAAAGUUGUCAGUAAAAUUUGGUACACUAAGAGGCGUUUCAUUGAAUACGACGUGCGAUAUUUACGUAAUGAUCACAGACGAACAUGCAUUU
Liolophura sinensis is the source of this 1602-nucleotide messenger RNA. Its product is annotated as enoyl-CoA hydratase, mitochondrial-like. Gene Ontology annotation, biological process: fatty acid beta-oxidation. Gene Ontology annotation, cellular component: mitochondrion. The transcript is spliced from 8 exons. Gene Ontology annotation, molecular function: catalytic activity. The coding region runs from base 9 to 899 and encodes 296 amino acids. The record is from RefSeq and is a predicted model, not a curated record. Lineage: Eukaryota; Metazoa; Mollusca; Polyplacophora; Chitonida; Chitonidae.